AUGAGAUUGGAUCUGGAAUCAGGAGGCAGCAAAUGUAUCUCCGAUGAAAUCAAAUUAAAUUCUAUGACUGUUGGAACUUACCACAUCGUCAAUCCCAACGAAACCAUUCAUCUUCCUCCUUCACACAAAUUAUCUGUCACUGUAACGUCACCUAAAGGACACAGCCAUCAUCAUGCUGAAAAUGUGGAAUCCGGGAAAUUCGUGUUUACGGCGGACGAAACCGGCGAUUACAUGACGUGUUUUGUGGCUCCCGGUUAUAGACCUCCGGCAAAAUUCGCGGUUGAUUUCGAGUGGAAAAGUGGCGUAGAAGCUAAAGAUUGGGCCAACAUUGCCAAGAGAGGCCAUAUCAACAUGUUGGAGGUGGAGGUGAGGAAACUACUCGACGUGACGGAUACUAUACACGACGAAAUGUUUCAACUUCGGGAGAGGGAACGCGAAAUGUAUGAGUUAAACCGGUCGACGAACUCGAGAAUGGCGGCUUUAAGUUUAUUGUCGUUGGUGGUCACAUUGUCGGUCGCCAGUUUACAGCUAUGGCAUCUCAAGUCAUUCUUGGAGAGGAAGAAGCUUCUCUAA
This is a messenger RNA of Arabis nemorensis, 573 nucleotides long. Lineage: Eukaryota; Viridiplantae; Streptophyta; Magnoliopsida; Brassicales; Brassicaceae. The record is from the annotation of a GenBank genome assembly.